UGCAAGCAUGAAAUGACUUGUAAACAGUGAUGGUUGGAUGGUGCUUAUUAUUAGGAAUUUUCCAACGUGAUCUUGGUAAUAGCUAGAACUUAGUUAUGUGAUACUGUGAGCUAGGGUGAGAUAUGCAUUAUAGAUGGAGAACAUUCUCUUAUUCACUUUGAGAUUUGUCCUGGGUAGGUAGAUUGCAGCUAUUAUGAUGCUUUACAUUGGCAGUUAUGGUUGUUAGUCAUGUACAUGGCUUUUGUGUGUAAGGAAGUGCAUUCACUGGAGACGAUAAAUGCUUUUACCAGUACAUGUAGGUACAUCAGUAGCUUGUGUUUGUGGCAAUAUAGGGAGUGUAAGGCCUUGUGCUACUAAAUUGCUUUUGCAUUGCAGCAAUGAAUUCUCAACUUUUGCUCAUAAGACUGUGUAUUUUGACUUCUAUACUGAUGAAGAUGAUGAUGUCUUUAUACCAGAAGAAGGAGCCCAUCAUGAAGCUCUUACACAGUUGGAAUCAUCAGUGGUCUCUAUACAUGAUACACUUAAGGUUGUGUCAGACUAUCAGACUCAUUAUCGUUUACGUGAAUCUCACAGUCGCAAUCUGAUAGAACAUGUGUGGGAGAGAGUGCAGCUGUGGUCAAUAGGAGAGACGGUUAUUAUUGUUGUAGUUUCAGUAGGACAAGUCAUCAUUCUUAGGCGUUUUUUUCCUGAUCGACGUACAGGGAUAUAACUGAGGUAUUGUACUGUAGUGUUGAUACCAAGUGUUGGAUGCUUGAUAAGUGAUUGAAAAUACAACAACAAAUUUAUCUGUUUA
Molecule: messenger RNA, 793 nt
Organism: Corticium candelabrum
Lineage: Eukaryota; Metazoa; Porifera; Homoscleromorpha; Homosclerophorida; Plakinidae
Product: transmembrane emp24 domain-containing protein 7-like
Exons: 2
Coding region: 278-709 (143 amino acids)
Biological process (GO): endoplasmic reticulum to Golgi vesicle-mediated transport; Golgi organization; intracellular protein transport
Cellular component (GO): endoplasmic reticulum-Golgi intermediate compartment; endoplasmic reticulum; COPII-coated ER to Golgi transport vesicle
Source: RefSeq, a predicted model, not a curated record